Messenger RNA from Schistosoma rodhaini, 615 nucleotides. NCBI's taxonomy places the organism in Eukaryota, Metazoa, Platyhelminthes, Trematoda, Strigeidida, Schistosomatidae. The record is from the annotation of a GenBank genome assembly.
AUGAACCAUAAAAGUUAUGAUGAUGAUGAUGAUGAUGAUGAUGAUGAUGAUGAUGAUGAUGAUGAUGAUGAUGAUGAUGAUGAUGAUGAUGAUGAUGAUGAUGAUGAUGAUGAUGAUGAUGAUGAUGAUGAUGAUGAUGAUGAUGAUGAUGAUGAUGAUGAUGAUGAUGAUGAUGAUGAUGAUGAUGAUGAUGAUGAUGAUGAUGAUGAUGAUGAUGAUGAUGAUGAUGAUGAUGAUGAUGAUGAUGAUGAUGAUGAUGAUGAUGAUGAUGAUGAUGAUGAUGAUGAUGAUGAUGAUGAUGAUGAUGAUGAUGAUGAUGAUGAUGAUGAUGAUGAUGAUGAUGAUGAUGAUGAUGAUGAUGAUGAUGAUGAUGAUGAUGAUGAUGAUGAUGAUGAUGAUGAUGAUGAUGAUGAUGAUGAUGAUGAUGAUGAUGAUGAUGAUGAUGAUGAUGAUGAUGAUGAUGAUGAUGAUGAUGAUGAUGAUGAUGAUGAUGAUGAUGAUGAUGAUGAUGAUGAUGAUGAUGAUGAUGAUGAUGAUGAUGAUGAUGAUGAUGAUGAUGAUGAUGAUGAUGAUGAUGAUGAUGAUGAUGAUGAUGAUGAUGAUUACUUAACUUAA